Molecule: messenger RNA, 1320 nt
Organism: Cajanus cajan (pigeon pea)
Lineage: Eukaryota; Viridiplantae; Streptophyta; Magnoliopsida; Fabales; Fabaceae
Product: UDP-galactose/UDP-glucose transporter 3
Biological process (GO): UDP-galactose transmembrane transport
Cellular component (GO): endoplasmic reticulum membrane; Golgi membrane
Molecular function (GO): UDP-glucose transmembrane transporter activity; UDP-galactose transmembrane transporter activity
Source: RefSeq, a predicted model, not a curated record
UCACUUCACACUUCUCUUCACCAUUUCCAUUAUUUGAUCCACGUCGCUUCUCCCCUCUCCGUUUCGUAGGAUCCUCUCUUUCCGGUUCAAUUAAACAAAAAAACCGAACCGGCGGAUCUCGGUGUUGCUAUGGAGGCUCACGGUGGCGGGCUCCGCCGCGUCCUGGUGCUUGCCUUCUGCGUCGCCGGAAUCUGGUCGGCAUACAUCUACCAAGGCGUUCUUCAGGAAAAUGUGUCGACGAAGCGAUUCGGUCCGCGACAGGAAAGGUUCGAGCACCUUGCGUUUCUCAACUUGGCGCAGAAUGUCGUGUGUUUAAUCUGGUCCUUCAUAAUGAUAAAGAUGUGGUCCGGUGGCAAUAGUGGUGGUGCUCCGUGGUGGACUUAUUGGAGUGCUGGAAUUACCAACACCAUCGGUCCUGCUAUGGGAAUUGAAGCUUUGAAGUAUAUUAGUUACCCUGCUCAGGUGCUGGCAAAGUCCUCCAAGAUGAUUCCAGUUAUGUUGAUGGGUACUCUGGUAUAUGGUAUAAGAUAUACUCUUCCAGAAUACCUUUGUACUUUCCUUGUUGCUGGAGGGGUAUCGACAUUUGCACUUUUAAAGACUAGCUCAAAGACUAUCAGCAAGCUGGCACAUCCAAAUGCUCCCCUUGGAUAUGGGUUGUGUUUCCUGAACCUUGCUUUUGAUGGAUUUACCAAUGCAACUCAGGAUUCUUUAAAAGCGAGGUAUCCAAAAACAAGUGCUUGGGAUAUUAUGCUGGGAAUGAAUUUAUGGGGAACCAUAUACAAUAUGAUUUACAUGUUUGGAUGGCCCCAUGCAAGUGGAUUUGAGGCAGUUCGCUUUUGCCAACAGCAUCCAGAGGCAGCAUGGGAUAUUUUCCUCUAUUGCUGCUGUGGUGCCGUGGGCCAAAAUUUCAUCUUCUUGACUAUAAGCCAGUUUGGCUCUUUGGCCAACACUACCAUCACUACCACUCGCAAAUUUGUAAGCAUUGUGAUAUCUUCUCUAUUGAGCGGGAAUCCCCUCUCAACAAAACAAUGGGGGUGUGUUUUUAUGGUGUUCUCAGGAUUGUCUUAUCAAAUUUACCUCAAGUGGCAGAAGUUGCAAAGAUUGCAGAAGAAAAGAAAAGCCAUGUGAAGCCUUCGGCAAUUUUGAUGUCAAACACUAAUAUAGUAGUAGCUAAUUUGCUGUUCAACCCUCUUAUAUUACUAAGAUCUUAUGGUUCAAUGAACCAUAUUUAGGUUUAUGCUAAAGAAUAUUUGUAAUUUUAAUUGAAUAGAUACUUUUUGAGAAGUAAAAAUUUCAAAGACUAAACCGCAUUUUCUCUUU